This is a messenger RNA of Penicillium manginii, 3975 nucleotides long. Its product is annotated as putative SH3 domain protein (Cyk3). The transcript has a single exon. The record is from RefSeq and is a predicted model, not a curated record. Gene Ontology annotation, molecular function: protein binding. Bases 1 to 3975 code for a protein of 1324 amino acids. NCBI's taxonomy places the organism in Eukaryota, Fungi, Ascomycota, Eurotiomycetes, Eurotiales, Aspergillaceae.
AUGACAUCCAACGGCGGUCAGCUGCCGCCGCGAUUUCCGUGUUGGUGUCGAGCGGUAUACUCAUGGGGGGGAGAGACAACGAAAGAUUUAGGGUUUGUGGAAGGCGACCUGAUCGAAUGUCUGAACGCCGGGGAUGGGCAGUGGUGGAUGGGUCGGCUACGCCGUGACAGACGAGCUGUUGGGCUGUUCCCCUCCAACUUCGUCGAGCUCAUGAGUGAAGAUUUUGUCCCUAUAAGUCGAGAUACCAGUCCCAUGGUGCUUUCCGGAUCUUCUCCCAUCAACAAUCCCACAUCGGCCCCAAAGAAGACGAAAACCGUGUUUCGCAAGCCCUUCCAGGCUCACAGAGAAGCAUUAUCUCCAGCCUCGAACUUGGCGCGCAGUGGAUCGAACACACCCAUUAAAAGCUCAAUUCCUCAGACACCACCUCGAGACGGAAGUACUCCUCGAAGUGUCAAACCUUUGCGCACACAUGUAUCUGCCGUCAAGAAUCAAGGAUCAAUGUCACGGCCGUCCUCUGUAUCUUCGCGACCCUCAUCUCGUGGGGUCUCUCCCAUCGUCUCCCCCCGCGCAUCAGUAGAGCCGGAAAGGUCACCUUCUGCUCUGGUAGCUCGUGGAAGUAUUUCAUCACCACGGCCGUCAUCGCGGCCCGUUUCUCGAGAAGUUUCCCCAAUGGUAUUACAAGAACCAGAGCCCGACCCCGAGCCAGAGCGUGAAGACUCACCUCCUCCGCCACCCCCUCCUCCGCAUCGAAUCGCACUGCAGCGUGGUCCGUCGCAUUCUCCUCAACCAAACCACUCUCCACAGCCAGCCGUAUAUUACCAGCAGCCUCAUUCACCACAACCAUAUAUGCAUUACGAACCGCCGCGUUCUCCACAACCACCUGCGCACUAUCAGCCGCCCCGCUCCCCGCAACCGCCUGCGCACUAUCAUGCACCCCGAUCUCCACAGCCACCUAUGCAUCAUAAUCAACCACACCGACGAAUGCAUUCUCCACAGCCUCCUCCAUCCAGAUCCCAGCGGCACUCUCGAUCGCCCACGCCUUUGAAUAUGAACGAUCGAUAUGUGAUAUUCGCACGUACGCCAUCGCCCGGCGCACGUUCGACGCACUCGGCCCAUUCUGCCGUUUCAGCACAAUCAGAUGCAAAUGGAAAUACCCCAUCUCCAUUAAGGGAUGCCAUGGAAGAUGUAAUGACUUCCCUGCAAGACAUGGGACUACCUCGCCAAGCUCCGUCGCCUUCCCCUCGCCAGGCACCCUCGCCAUCUCCGCCGCCGUCUUUUAACAACCCUUGGUCCGAAGAUCUUUAUAAUGAAAUGAAUGACCGAACACCCCCGGCAACAAGACGCCGACCGCUAACUUCCCUUGGGUUUGAUGGAGAGCCCGUGCAAAGUGUGCCGGUACAUCGCAAUAGCGUAUAUUCCCACGAUCACUACAUGGAUGGCCCUCCGCAACUCAACAAUUACGUUCAACGAAUGGAAAGCCGAUUGCGCCAGUUGGAAGACCAGAACCGGUCGCCUGAAGAUGAAGAUGGAGAUCCUGUAGAUGAUGAUGCGCCUCCCCCACCUCCUCCCAAACACGCUACUUAUCAUCCACGCAACAACUCGAUCCCAGCACAAUAUCCCCACCUGCGUGGCCGCCGUUCUGGACAAGAUAUGAGAAGCGACGCCCUCAACCGUACUUUCACCACCAAGUCUAGCGCCACAAGCUCCAGUGGUAUCCAAAGUAUUGGAACCAAUGUGACUACCAGCACAGACAAAACAAGUCAAAGUCUGAUGAGUGGUGCAUCUGCCGGAGGUUUUAGUGCGACCAGUGCCGGUAGCUAUGCACGACGGAAUGGUGGUAAUGACCGACCGAACACUGCUAUGGACAGUUUUCGUUCGCGUGGAUUUAGUGAUGCCGGCAACCCAGAAAGGCCAGAAACACCCAUGACUGGCGUGUCUUACCACUCAAGUCAUAACACGUCCCGCCAAGGAGCAUCCUCUGCUAUUCCCUGGUCGGCCGCUGACCAUGAUACCGGAGACUCUGGCGGUGUCUUUGGUGGUCUUUCAACGCCAAAGUCCAAAAAACAGGGGUUCUUCAAAAAGAUUUUCGAAUCUGCCAAGACGGGCGCCGCAAGUGCAAGGAGUAGCAUAUCGGUUGGUCAUGGCGGGGGAACCCCAUCCCCAACCAAAGGCAACAGGGCUGUAGAUGUGGUUUCGCCUCUCACUCCUCACUCUACUCGUGAGAACGCUCGUGAUAUGGGACUUGGGGCAAGCCCUAUCGAUUGGGUUCAGGUUCGACGUGAUGUCAACCGAGCAUCGUCCCCCAGUCGAAAUGAGAGAGUUGAACGCGCAGAGCGUUGCCAGAUGAUGGACCACCCGGUGAUUUACUCAGUCGAGGAGCUACAGGAUACCGCAGAGGGCGACGAGAAUAUCGAUGGCUUGCCUGUCCACGAACCGACGAAUUUUCAUGCGGCUAACAUGAAUCUCGUCGACAAAAGUGCUCGUUUUAUCAGCAGUCUUCCACCCAUGACAAACUCCAUGAGCCUUGCGCAGGGUUAUAUCUGCCGUCCCUAUAAGAGCGAUGUUCAACGACUUCGCGCUAUAUUUACUUGGGUCAGCGAAAAGAUUGCUUGGGAAGAGCCUCUGGAUGGCCUGGAGGUUGAUAUCAAACGGGUUUUACAAGCCAAACGGGGAACCCCUGAAGAGAUCGCGCUCUUGGUACACGAGAUGUGCGGUGCUGUUGGUAUACAUUCUGAAAUCAUCCACGGCUAUCUCAAGUACCCGGGUGACACACUCGACUUGGAAAGUCUAUCUCGUCCAAAUCACUGGUGGAACGCGGUUUUAGUCGAUGGGGAGUGGCGUAUGAUGGACUGUGCACUAGCAAACCCCACAAACCCUCAAAGAAGCCGCUUCGUCACCACCAACUCUUCAAUUGCUGAAAGCUGGUACUUCUUGGCUCGUCCGCUACAAUUCUGUUAUACCCACGUCCCACUUUACCCCGAAGAGCAGCACAUCGUCCCUCCGGUUUCGCCUGAUGUUUUGCUAGCACUUCCAGCUGUUUGCCCGCAAUAUUUCAAGCUGGGGACUCAAUUCCCGGACUAUGAUACAAGCUUGAUGCGAAUUGAAGGACUGGAGUGCAUGCAAAUAUGCGUAGUUGUUCCUCCUGAUGUCGAAUGCGCAGCUGAAGUUGAGGCCCCGGCUUUUGCCUGCGAUGCCGAUGGUGACUUCUUCGAAAGUGGAGACAUUUUGCGCAAGCGAGCACUUGUUCAGCCUGACUGGUUCGGUGGAAAAAAGCGAAUUACCGUCAAGGCCGUUCUCCCUGGCGACGAGGGCCAAGGCGUCUUGAAGCUAUAUGCCGGCAAGAAAGGCCUUAUGCACUCGAGCAAGGAUAUCCCCCAUCCCUUGGCAUUGGCGAUUCCGAUCAUGCAUAGCGGAGAAAACCCACCAUAUGACUUCGUUCUCCGCCAUCCCACGCCCCAUGCGCAGCGCCACGAUCUUUACAUUAUGCAGCCGCAAUGCUCACGUCUCGCCGUGAAUAACACCUUUGUCUUCGCUGUCCGCCAGCACCCGGCCGCGCCAUCGAUACCACCCAAGGACGAUUACUAUACUCACGGCCGUGCUUCCCCGUCAUUAUUCAACCGUCCCUCUAGUGCUCUCAGCAUGGUAUCGAGUACAGCACCGUCUACCGUCUCGAGUAACUCCAACGAGUUCUCCGCAUCCACAUCAGCCAUCUCAUCUACACGAUCCUCUUCUGGGCGUGAAAAACCAGCGAAGUUGGCUAUCCAAUCCCCAUCGGGCAAGAUUCUUCGCCUUACCCGGAAGGCCGACCACAUGAUCAGCAGUGAGAACCCCGGUAACUCCGUCACUGACGCCGUGGCCGAAGGCAGUGUCUGGGAGACAGUAAUCAAGAUCGGUGAGCGUGGCACCUGGCGUGGCCUGGUCCUUGCUGAUCGGGUUGCUCGCUGGUGCGUGUUCUGCGAGUGGGAAUGCGUUUGA